Messenger RNA from Menidia menidia (Atlantic silverside), 2234 nucleotides. NCBI's taxonomy places the organism in Eukaryota, Metazoa, Chordata, Actinopteri, Atheriniformes, Atherinopsidae. The record is from the annotation of a GenBank genome assembly.
GACCAGUCGCAGAUGGAAAUGUGUGAGUCAAGCCUGAGUGGUUCGGGCCUCGGAGUGUCACGUUUCUCUCAGCCCUCCUGAGGUGUGGCUUUCCAAACAAUAUAUUUGGAUCCAAGAGCCCUCCCUGUUUUCUGCCCCCUUGACACAUACUUACCUUCAUCAAAGUCUCGAACCCAGACUGUGUCGCUAAUGCUCCUGUCUGAAAAUGCUCCGCCGUGCAGCCUGUUUUGAAAAAGAGGAAGUGCCACGGUCUCCUCAACCACAUCCUCUCAAUUCAGUUCAUCUUCCUAGUUGACUCUCAGAAACGCUUUUCUUUUACAACUACAUUUUAAACAGAGGGCAGUUUGACGACCCGCAGUGCUAGAUUUCGGAACAAGCUUCCUUCAAAUUUGAAUACAAUCCUCAACUUCUUGCAGGCUUUUUUGACAGUUAGGUUCACGACAGUAAGGGGAAUCGGUUCAGCCGGGAUCUCCCGAUUGUGUUGGUUGCUCUCACUUUGCUAAAGAUUCUGCCAACUAGCCAAAAGUGGUGAAUCUAUCCCCCUGACAAGAAGAGAUGGAGGCUGACAUCUUUGACUAUCACAAAGAGGAAGAGUCCCUGCGUGUUGAGUCUUUUCAGGGAGAAAAGAGGAAAGUCAUUCAGGCAGCAUCUUUAAAAGACCCCCAAUUUAAAAAGCUGAAAGAGGAAUUGGUGGAUUGGAUCAAUAGGACUUUAAAACCAGAGCACAUAGUGGUUCAGAGUCUGGAGGAGGAUCUGUUCGAUGGACUGGUGCUUCAUCACCUGCUGUCCAGGCUGGCUGGGGUGCAUUUGGCUGUGGAGGAGAUUGCUCUGACAGGCUCUGCUCAGAUUCACAAGCUGGAAUUGAUCCUGGGGGAGCUGGACAAGAAGCUGGGUGUGCAGGACGGCGGCCCGACCAAAUGGAACGUCAACCUCAUUCACAACAAAGACCUUCUGGCCACUAUUCAUCUGCUGGUUGCCAUGGUAAAAUCGUUCCAGCCUGAAUUGGAUCUGCCACCCAAUGUGAAGGUUGAAGUUGUAAUUGUUGAAGUCACUAAGAGUGGAAUCAAAUCAGAAAUCCAGGUAGAGGUCCUAACGGAAGACAGCAGCAACAAGGCCUCGGACUCCUCUGCAGAUCCUGAUAGGGAAGAUUCCAUUGACCAGCUGCUGAAACUGGAGGCUCAUAAGGUCAACACGGUGAAGAAGGCCAUUCAACAUUUUGUUAACAAGAAUAUGAUUCAUUUGGGCCUACAUGUGGCUGACAUGGACAAACAGUUUGCUGAUGGAGUGAUUCUGCUGCUGCUGAUUGGUCAGUUGGAAGGCUUCUUCAUCCCACUCUUUGACUUCCACUUGACCCCUGUCAAUGAAACGGAGAUGCUUCAUAAUGUCAGUUUGGCGUUGGACCUUCUGAACGAUAUUGGCCUUUCCCUGCCCGGCAUUGAUCCACAAGAAAUAGUCUCCCAGAACAUUGCAGCCACCUUGAAGAUCCUGUACGCCCUGUUCAAGAAGCACAAAGGGAAAUGAGAAAGAGGCUCACGCAAAGAAAAAGGCAGCAACUGGAAAUACAAACAAGGGUGGGUGGAGCCACCCUUUUUCUGUUUUUCUGAUGGGCAUUUUUCUGUAAUUUCAACAUUUUCAAAGGGACAUUCUGCUUUCAUGGUUUCAUUCAGAUGAUGGCCAGAACUCACUGGAGAAUCUACUGAUGAACAUUUAGCCAUUGUAAGAUUAGAAAUUUGGAAAAACAUACAUUUCUAAAGUUUUUUUUAUGACAAACUUACAAAGUUUGAGUGAAAAAGUAAAUGUCUGACAGACAUGUAUCAUAUUUUAAAGAUGACAUCCCAAUUCCGAAUAUUUCAUCUAAUAGAAGCAGUACUGUAAAGUUCAAGGUUGGGUUAAUGGAAGCAGCCACAGCUGCAAUUGGCAGAAGUGUAUCUGAAAAUUAAAAGUAAAAUGCAUUAAGUAACGGUUCAGACUGGACGACUGGACCACAGGAUAGGAAUGCAUGACUUAGGCAGCUGAUGCGAGACAGCUAAUGUCCACACACAUUUAUCGAACUGCCUCUAAAAACUCAAUGACAUGAGAAAACAACACAAAGUGAAAUAAUGUUUACCAUAUGUUUGAAAAAUGUAACCUCACUGAUGUCAUUUGGUUUGAAUUACUUGGUAUUCCUUCACUAUUUUCAAUGUGACCAGAUGAGCUACAUGCAUGCUCAUCAAAUGUAAUUAAAGUAUGUAGAA